Molecule: messenger RNA, 753 nt
Organism: Nannizzia gypsea CBS 118893
Lineage: Eukaryota; Fungi; Ascomycota; Eurotiomycetes; Onygenales; Arthrodermataceae
Product: integral membrane protein
Exons: 4
Coding region: 1-753 (250 amino acids)
Cellular component (GO): membrane; cytoplasm
Source: RefSeq, a predicted model, not a curated record
AUGACGACCACCGUCAAGUUCGAGAAGGACACCGUUCGCACCGCCGGCACCGCUGCUACAAAGGCCGGCGAGGACAUCGUCCAUGCGGUCGGUGAACGGCUGACUGGCGGCAAGUCCCAGAAUGGCUACCUCGCCGCAUACCUCAAGGAGCUCCAGUCGAACCCGCUGCGAACCAAGAUGAUCACCUCUGGUGCUCUCUUCGGCAUCCAGGAACUGCUCGCCUCGUGGAUCGCGCACGACCGCAGCAAGCAUGGCCACUACCUCAACUCCCGCAUCCCCAAGAUGUCGCUCUACGGCGCCUUCAUCAGCGCGCCGCUCGGCCACCUGCUCGUCGGCAUCCUACAGAAGAUCUUUGCCGGACGCACCAGUCUCAAGGCUAAGAUCUUCCAGAUCCUCAUCAGCAACCUCAUCGUCUCUCCCAUCCAGAAUGUCAUCUAUCUCACCUCAAUGGCCGUCAUUGCAGGCGCACGAACCUUCCACCAGGUCCGCGCGACCGUCAAGGCCGGCUUCAUGCCCGUCAUGAAGGUCAGCUGGAUCGUCUCGCCGCUCUCCCUCGCAUUCGCCCAGCAGUUCCUCCCUGAACACGCCUGGGUCCCCUUCUUCAACGUUGUCGGCUUCAUUAUCGGAACCUACAUCAACGCUCACACCAAGAAGAAGAGACUGGAAGCUCUCAAGCGCAAGCAAUACGGCUCCUCCGGAAAGAGCACAACCGGCCGCCCAGAGGACUACCCGCCACCACGACGCGACUACUAA